GCGUCCUUCAGUCCGUCACACGGACCACACACGUCAAGCCGGCGGAGCAUCGAACCAUGAACCGGUUCAUGUGAAAGCAAACCGAUCCACAAGAAGGAAAAGAAGACGUUCUUAUCGGGGCCGUUAAAAUUCAACAGUGGACCGAGUUGCGAGAGCGGACUGAACGGAAUAAAGGGAUUGGGAUAAAAAGAAAAUGCUUUGCGCAGUGCAUCAACGCCAGCUAGUCUUGCUGUUGGCCGCUGCCAUGGCGACGGCGCUGGAUACUUCGCCCAACCUGGCCAGCGAGAGGAGUUCGAUAGAAAGCACGUACGAGCUGACCAAAUACCUGGAGUACCAGCUCAAGGAAAUCAAAGACAUAUAUCUGACCUACCUGGGCCCUCCAUUCAACGAGAAGGACUUCUCCCCUCCUCGGCCCAACAGCACCGCUCUGUCCCUGCCCAGCGCCGCCACCCGCCUGGAGCUGUGGCACGGCCUGGAGAACCAGGCUCGGCUCGCCCAGAACCAGAAGGCCUACUCCGUCCUGCUGGCCGCGGUCCGGGAGUUGGCCCGCUCCACCCUCUGCCCCUCCCUCAAGACCUCCCUGCUGCACUUUUGCACAGGCUUGGACGGGCUGCUGGGCUCCAUAUCUGCGCUGAUGACCACCCUCGGCUACGCGCUUCCUCCUCCCUCCGCUGGCGCCGGCGAGCUGCAGUACCCUCCGAGGGGGCCGGGCGGCGACCGACCCGCUCCGCUGAUGACCCGGAGCCUUUACAGGUCAAGAGCCGGGACGAGGACGACGCCCGGUCAGCGGAAACGUAGCGGAAAGACGCCGGCCCGAGGAGAGAGGGGGGACGACGUCACUGUAGAAGCGGUGGAAAAGAGAAGAGGAAGGGAGGGGAGGAGAGCGGACGCGACCGCAGCCGGAGGAGGUGGUGGCGGCGGAUUGAGGGAGAAGGGAAGAGGAGAAAGAGGGAGGAGGGGGAGGAGGGAAGAGCCGCCGAGCGGGAAGCGGCCCGAAGGAGAGAGAGAAGGGGAGCAGGAGGACGAGCAGCUGGAGCGAGAGGCAGGCGAGGAGGGAUGGAGGAGGCGGAGGCUGUUGAGCGUCGGCGGGGAUGGCGGGGAGGAGGAGGCGCAGCGCGACCCCUGGGCAGAAGGGUCGUACCCGGCUGCGGGCGGCUCCACCUUCCUUCAACUGCCGAGCAAUCAAUACAGCUACAAUCUGAACUCUCGUCACACGGACACACUGAGAGAAGAAGACGGAUUUAUUGUGGAGGGACGCAGGGGCUUGAGGGGUGAGGAGGAGGAGGAGGAGGAGAAGCAAACAGACACGGAGGCCCCUUACUCCACUUUCCAUCACCAGCGUCGGCCUCCUCGCUCCCUCCUCGCUCCCACCCUCCAGCCUCCUCUGUCCACACUGUCCUUACUCUACCAGUUCGGGUCCGGUGAGGAGCACACCCUCCUCCCCCGCCCGGUUCCCCUGUCUUUACAAAGGGGGACCUCCCUCCUUUCACCUCCCCUUUCGACUCCGGUCCUCUCCCCCGCCUCCCCCUCCUCCUCGCUGCUGUCGGUGCGGCCGACGAUGAACGACUUUGCCAGGAAGGUGGAGGGCUUUUGGAUAUUGAGGGAGCUGCAGACUUGGCUGUGGCGCUCGGCGAAGGACUUCAACCGCCUCAAGAAGCGACUCAGAGGCUGAGGCGACGACGCGGAGACGCUCCGAGGGCAGUUCAUCACACAGUCUAUUGUUUGCACCAAAUGAGAGCGAACAAACCCGAGAGCUCGACAGACAAUAGAACAUUAAAGCAUUCAGUCACGCCGUGCUGGAGUAAGUGAAUGAAGAACGAUUUGGGAGCACUGACGGAAUAUAGGACACAUUACGGGCAGCGCCGCCCGGCCCGAUGCACACAGCAGCUCAUUGAGCGGGACACACUGUGGCUGGGCAGAGCACCGGACUGCACGGCUCAUAGAUCAACAGAAAUACCACCGUAGGUGGUUCCACACACACAGGGGGGGGGUAGGCCGAGUGACAAACAGUGUAGCCAUUGAGUUAAAGCCGAUUCAGUGAUCUCCAGAUGUGUGAAUCAGCAAACGUUCAUCUUCUGUAAUGGAAGAAAACUUCUGGAUGGGUGGAAGACAAAAGGAGAGGAGGAAAUGGCCGAAGGGGAUGAAGAGGAGGAGAGGAAGAGGAAGACGGGAGGAGGCGUGAGUCAGGGGGGGUGAGCACAGCUUUGCUGAGUAAUCAGAAGUCUGCUGGUCAGUUACAGUAACCCCACAACAGCGCUACACAUACUGUGCAGACACACACACACACACACACACACACACACGCUUUUGUUUUCACUGCUCACACAUUUGUGCCAAUUUCGUAUUGAUGUCACUGCUGACACACAUGGUUAGCUUGAAGCGUUUUACCAAACGGUACCACAGUUUUGUGUUUUUUGAAAAUAGAGUAUCGGGAAACAUUUAAGCAUUCUUGCUGGGAGUACAAUUGUAAAAUGGGUACCACUUUCAUAUUUGUACACUAAAAUAUGAAUAUAAUAUAAAGACUGGAAAGAAGGGGACGCACUAGCCAGAUAAAACCCCCCUUGAGCACCUUUAAACUAAUCAACAAGUAAAAUCUUGUUUGUUUAAUCCAGACUAAAAACCAUGUUGCAGUAUCAGAACCACACUAAGAAACAAUCCGGCACAUGUAUUGGACAGAUUGUGACAUUUAAGGUGUAUGUUUAUUUAACAUUUUACAUUCAUUUCCAAAAGGCAGAUGUGAGAGUGGAAAUACAUUUUCUAACUAAUCCAUUUAGUAACUUCACACCUCUAAACAGAAAAAUUUGGACACAUUUAUGUGAAUCUUUUGUGCCUUUAGACACAUGAAAUUAGACACUUUUUCCUUGAUUUAUUUUUGUGAAUAAAUCCACUGUUAUGUCUCUACAAUGUGCGUCGGCUGACACGGCUAAAGGUUAUGGAUCAUAUCUCUAUAAUAUUUAUUGAACGAGAUGUUUAUUUAUUUUUCUCCGCGGUGUGAAUAUACUGUAAUGUAACUCAAGAGUGAAUAAAUACGAGCUUUUGUACAGAG
Molecule: messenger RNA, 3046 nt
Organism: Gasterosteus aculeatus aculeatus (three-spined stickleback)
Lineage: Eukaryota; Metazoa; Chordata; Actinopteri; Perciformes; Gasterosteidae
Gene: clcf1
Product: cardiotrophin-like cytokine factor 1
Biological process (GO): positive regulation of tyrosine phosphorylation of STAT protein; cell surface receptor signaling pathway
Cellular component (GO): extracellular region
Molecular function (GO): cytokine activity
Source: RefSeq, a predicted model, not a curated record